This is a messenger RNA of Thelazia callipaeda (thelaziosis nematode), 2082 nucleotides long. The record is from the annotation of a GenBank genome assembly. NCBI's taxonomy places the organism in Eukaryota, Metazoa, Nematoda, Chromadorea, Rhabditida, Thelaziidae.
AUGUUUAAGAAAUUAGCAGUGUUUCGUGCCGUUAAUUACGUAUUAACAUUGCACGUAAUGAAUCAUUUGCACACCGAACCCCUCAUCCGUAUUUACUGGAAAAAGAAUUGCAAAGCUAAUUUUAUAAAUGUUCAAGUUGGAGUAGCUAGGACUUGUAUGUCAUUUGUGGACAUAAUCAUGGGAAUUAUGUUUUAUGUCUUGAAAGAUGAACGAUUACUGGGACAAAUUGACAUGUGCUGCCGGAAACCAGUUUAUAAUUCUUUUACAGUAAACUGUGAGGGAUAUGAUGUUUCAUAUAUCAAUGAGAAAGCAGUCAUCGACAGACUAAUUGAUUGUUAUCCUGGCAGGGUUGCACCAAUGUCUGUUGAUGUGUUUGAUGCAUUAAUUUAUAAAAUGAGUGGUCCAUACAGACAUGCAAAAUUCUGGAGAUUUACGCGUCGUGUUGCAAAGGAACUAAUGAAAUUGAAUGCAUUGGAAUUCGUUAAAUAUUUGCAAAAAAUUUCCGAGGAUAUGUUAAAAUCUGAAAUGCUGUAUCGUCUUAAUAUUCAUGCAAAGCAGUACAUUGCAUCAGUAAUAAUAUGUAGAGCAGUGCGCAUCUGUAGGCUUCGAAUAUUGUGUGAGCAGGCUGCUACAAAUUGUCUUCUGCAAAUCAAAACGGGUCAUUUGUUGCAACCAUCUUUACUGUUUCUGGCACUCAUUGCAGAGGUUAAUGGUACUCUCAAAGAAAAUAUGAUGAAAAUCACUAAAUGUUAUGGUUAUUUAUAUCCAAUACUUGAGGGUUCUAGUUUUCUGAAUAUCAAGAAAUUACUGGAAAUGACGAAUGUUGAAUUUCAAAGCCAGACUUUUCAAAUUUCACCGUUUACUUCUCGUAUCAUCAAGGAAAUAACAGGAAUCAAAGAAGGAUCGACAAUUGGAAUUUAUAAUCACAUGUGUACUCGAGGUCUCAUAACUUCUUUUUGUGAAACUAAUUUGCAAAUUUUGAUGAUUGAAGAUAAUAAGUGUGCUGUAUGUCUGCAUACAUUUCCGUAUGGUAUCAUUUAUUUGUUGAAGCUAGCAGGUUUCCAGACUAGUCUAGGCUCAUUACGAUAUAUGGAUUACCAAGGAGAAGCAGGCAUUAAUCUCAGUGAUCAUCUUAUAAAUUACUUGCACUUGUCUAGUUACCAACUAUUGAUCACCGAGAGCAUUCUCUUAUCAGCUGUUAUUUAUGUCGUGCUCAUUUUUACGCUCCGAAAAAAAAAACAAUUCUGGCUAACUGAAGAGGUUCGUUAUGUCAUGCAUAGGCUGUGUUGCUUACAGUUUCAAAAAGAGAGGAUACUCGCGAAGUGGAAACCGGAACCACUGGUACCUGAAACACCAGCUGAACAUCCUGCCUUACGACCACAUUUCUUUGAUGGGAAAGUGUGCAAAUAUGUCAACUACGAUGGGAAAGAUUACUUCAAUUUGGUAUCAACAAAUUUUUUAGGUUUAAUUGGGAACGAAACUAUCGAAAAAGAAGCGAAGAAUGCAAUCGCAAAGUACGGUGUAGGUUCCUGUGGUCCACGUCAUUUUUACGGAACUGUGGAUGUACAUCUAGAGUUAGAAAAACAGCUAGCGGAUUUUUUAGGUUGUGAGGAGGCAGUAUUGUACAGUUGUGGUUUUGCAACUGUUUCCAGUGCUAUACCAUCAUAUGCCAAAAAAGGCGACGUUAUUUUUGCAGAUAAAGGAGCGAAUUUUGCUAUUCAAAAAGGACUUCAAGCAUCUAAAAGUCGUAUAGAAUGGUUUGAUCACAAUGAUUUGGACCAUCUGGAAAAACUGUUGAUGGAACAAACCGAUCAAGAUCGUAGAUUUCCCAAAUUAGCGUCAAGAACAAGACGAUUUUUGGUGGUUGAAGGAUUGUAUAUGAAUAGUGGGGAUCUUUGUCCUUUGCCUCAGCUUUUAGCUCUAAAAUGGAAAUAUAAACUACGGAUAUUCAUUGACGAGUCAUUAUCAAUUGGUGUCAUUGGCAAAACAGGUAGAGGUAGUACGGAUGAAAAGAAAAUAGUACAAAGAGGGAAAAAUUAUUGCGAUUCAUCCGAAAGACUUGAAAGAAGUGAAAUGCAAUAA